CCAUCUUCCCCGUCUUCCCCGUCUUCCCCAAGUCCUCCACCAGAGCCGGCAUCGCCCUCACUCACAGCGGCUGGCGGAGCCCCUUCGUCGCUCGACCACCUCGCCUUCGCCCCCGUCGCGCUGGCGCAAUACCACAACAUCUCGGAGAAACUGGCCGACAACAACAUCUUCCGCAUCCUACGCAGUCCUGCGCCCGUCCGCCUCUGGGUCUAUCGCAGUCUGUUCGCCGAGACUAGGCUGUGGGAUCAGUGGAAUCGUCGCAAGGGAGGGGAAGCCAUGGACCGAUCGCAAGGACACGAUGCUUCGCUGGGCUCACAGGAAGAUCUGUAUGCGUCGGAGAGCACAGGCGACUCCGAGUACGACGCGCCCAUCCAAGCCCGUCCCUACCUCACGCGCCUCCGCCUUGCCCUCGCACCCUACACUGUCCACUUCCGCAACCCAGGCUACAUCCGCGACGAAACGCUGCGCAUGCUCGAGCGCGACGUCGUCAAAAAGACGCUCGAAGACUCGCGCAAGCGGCUCGAGCUGCGCGAGGAACUCGGCCUGUCAUGGGAGUUCUGGGACGACCUCGCCGCGGUGCUCAAAGCCGCGAUCCCCUCGCUCGAGAAGCGGUGCUUUGCGCAGCCGGACCCUGCGGCGCCGGAGUACGAGGGCCUGUCUGGCCCGCUGAUUGCGAGCUGUAGCCCGAGUUUGCUGAGGGAUCUGGAGAGGCUGAACCAGCUCGUGUGUAUUGCGCGGAACGUGCUGGUGCAUGGCGAGAGAGUGCAGAACUUGAGCGCAGAGAGGCUGUUUGAUAAGGACGUUUUCAAUCUGGUGAAUGUUUGCGUUAGGGUUACGGCGAGAGGGUAUGAUGGCGAGGCGGGGACGCAAGAUGAGGACAAAUGGCAGAGCGUGAUAAAUGCUUAUAAGAAGCUGCUCAUCACCUGCCUCCAGUUUCUCAAUAACCUCAUCGCUAGGAACGAGCAGAGGAAGCUCAUGCUGUGGAUCGAGCUGUUUGACAGCCAUCUCGAUAACGAGCUGCCCAAUUUCGCCGACAUGAAGUACAAGAUGGACGAGUUCACACCGCAGGACCAGACUGCGCCGCCGCAGCAGGAGCCUCUCCCCGAACAUCAUCAGCCAGCACGAAGUCUGGAUACGUUUAAAAUCCCACAGCAACCUGCAUCCUCGCCCUUCCUGUUGUAUAUUGGCGAAACGGGCAACGAGGUCAAAAAGGCCCUGAUGCAGCACGGCGAUAAGGCUGGCGCGAAUGAGAUCGCGGCAGAGUGCAGGAGGAGAUGGCAGACGAUGGGCGAAGAGGAGAAGAACAAAUGGAACAUGCUCUACGCCGACGUAGUCGCAAGAUACCGCGACCAGAUCACCCAGUCCAGCACCUACAAGAAAGUCGUCGACCAGCACGCAAAGAACGAAGAAAACGUGCAAGCGCUCGCAAAAAGCAUCAACCAGCUCCAAGUCGAAGUAGACCGGAUGCGCUCCUCCAUCACCGUUUACCCCGACGGAGGCACCCUCUCCCCGGACGCCGCGCCCGCCGCCCCGGCCUCGCAGCCCGCGCGCCCAGCAACAGAGGACUCGCUCUUAGACCCCAGCAUCAAGCGGUCGCCCCCGGCAGGUGAGAUCGAUUUCCGUGUAACGUACCCGCCCUCCUUCGGCGCCGAGAUCCUGCAGAAUGGCAAAGACGACCUGUUGAAGCGUCUGGAGCCUGACCCCGACCGUCCUGGGCUAAUCAGCGAUGUAGCCUCUCCUACUUCUCCGCCGCCUGACGACGACGACGAUGAUGCCGAUGACGACUACGAUGAUAUUCCGGGGGAUGAAGGAAGGGGGUUGUUGACUGAUGUGCCCUUGAUUCUGGGGCCGACGGAGAUCGAGGUCCUGCCUAUGAUCAUCAUGGGUGGGAUUGUGGAGCCGUCGGAGGGGCAGCCGGGAUAUCACUCGGAUCCGACUGUGUUCAGCAGUGUGAGGAGCAUGCACGGUGUGCGAUGCCACCUGCUGCUUGCCCAAGACAACGGGAGGAACUUGCUCAGAGAGCUGUUGAUCUUUGUCGCAGCUUGGGAUUUGAGGGAGGAAGAGCUCUACUUCAAGUUCAUGGUCAAGAUCAUGGAAGCUAUUCUCGCGAACCAGCUGCUGCCGUUCGCCUACCACGCUUUCAGAGAGUCGGAAUCCAAAGACAUCAUAUCGCCAGCGCAAGCCGUCAUCAUGAAGUUGCUUACAAACAUUUUUAGAGCACGACAGGCGCGAGCACAACCAGCCAAGGGCAUAGCCAAGUCAGCGCCACCACAAGUCGACCAAGGCGAUGUGCACAUGGUCAACUUCCUCCUCACCGAGUUCCGCCGACACAUCAUCCCGCAAACCUGCGCGCUCAUCUUCCUCCAAGGACAGAUCCGUGCCGGCCACGCACAGCCAGAGGACUUCCCACUAAACCUCUGGGACAUGGAGCGCAUGUACGAAGGCGUGUACCAGUACCUCGAAUUCUUCGCCAUCCUCACCGAGCACGAGACCUGGAAGCGGAUGCUCUCAAACUGGGAGAUCGCCAACGAGCUCGUCACCCUCUUGAAAGAACUCGACGCCGCAAUCCCCAAAGGCCAACUCAGCGUGCCUCCCCUCCGCCACUCCGCGCCUGCACCUCCACCCCCUGCGCCCGUCGAAGUCGACAACCCUCCUUCGCAACCCCAACACCACCAAUCCCAACACCACCAAUCCCCACCUCAGCAUCCGCCACCUGUUGCCGUAGAGCGGCCGUACGAUCCCGCGCCGAGCCAUGCGGAGAGUUAUAUCCCGCCCCCGACCUCGCCCUCGCCGCGUCCGUACAUGGACGAAGCUGCCGACGAGCCAUCGGACUUCGAAUGGCGGAAUCUGAAGAAACUAGCUGUUCUAGUACUGAGCAGUCUAGUGUGGAAAAACACACUGGUGCAAAAUCAAAUACGACCCCUCGGCGGCAUCGAAGCAGUUCUCAACUGCUGUUCGUACGACGAACACAAUCCCUACAUAAGAGAACACGCAAUCAUGUGUCUGCGCUUCCUCAUGGAAGGAAACCGCGAAAACCAAGAACGCAUUAGAGCCCUCGAGCGGUAUAAUCAGGAACGAGAUGGCCCCAAGGGGACCACGCCCGUCGAGCAGUCGUUGAGAGAUAAAAUGGACAAAGCCGGCACCACGGGAAUACCAGUCAACGUCAAGGUACCCGAUGAGGUGCUCGAUCAGCAGGGCUACGAGACGUACAUGGACGGCAAAGGCCAAGUCAUGCUACGCAAACGCCAGCCCCAACCCCACCAACCCCAGCCGGGGCUUCCGCAUCAGCAGCCUCUCCCGGCUUUCACUCCAGCGGCUGCAGGGAGCUCCACCGCGACCCCAGCUCCUACAGGGGCGCCAUCAGCGACCGCAGCGAUCGCGUCGAAAGCGAGCGCCAAGUCGGCCCUCGAAUCUCACAACCCGAAGGCGUUGGAGGAUUUGGUGCAGCAGGUUAUGCGCGAUCUGCCAACGAACCUGCCGUACAAGGGGGCCAGGGAGAUUAUCCAUGCAGAGGCGCUGAAGAAGCUGGAUCAGGCAUUCGAUGGGAGCGGAUCUGGUUCCGCGUCAGGAACAAAGGACGACGCGAAAUGAUGGAUCGUAGGGGCACAGAUGGGGGAGUCGAGACAUUGUUGAUAUGCCAAGGUCCGAUAUCGAAUGGGCGCUACUGUCAUCUCAGCUCAGCUUAGCUCCGCUCCGGGGCGCGCACGUCCUGCUAAAGGGCUACAAGACACGACGAGAGCUUGGAAAGUAGGUGGGGGAGAUAGCAGCGACUAGAUGGCAUGAUGAGAAGUCGGGCCGUGAUGCCUGAAGGAGGUGGUUGUGUGUGCUGAGCAUGGGAGAGCAUCGGAGCGGGACACCGCGUCAAUCAGCAAUCAGGGCAUUUGGAAGGUUUUGCAAACGGCGCCCGUAGAUGCGAGGAGGCGUGAUUGUUGAGCACAUGACGCGAGAUGAUGAAGACAAAAGCACCAUUGGGUAGAGGUAGAGGUAGAGGUAGAAGCAAGCGUGAAGUUGACGUACAAAUACAUCUUGAAUCACGAG
This is a messenger RNA of Macroventuria anomochaeta, 4038 nucleotides long. RefSeq lists its product as uncharacterized. The record is from RefSeq and is a predicted model, not a curated record. Gene Ontology annotation, cellular component: cytosol. The transcript has 4 exons. NCBI's taxonomy places the organism in Eukaryota, Fungi, Ascomycota, Dothideomycetes, Pleosporales, Didymellaceae. The coding region runs from base 277 to 3591 and encodes 1104 amino acids.